GGAGUACGGAAGCUUUCUUCGGGGUUUAUCGCGCGGGAAGUUUACUCAGGGCUAAGCGAGAUGUUUUUAACUAAUGGUAAUAAUUUGGGGGCGUACGGUAACGGCAACGCCGGCUACAAUGGGAACAACUAUGGAGAAGGAAGGGGCGGGGCGCAGGCGAGUGGAGGAAUGGUGGGCGGCGGAGAUGGCUAUGCAGCCGGCGGAAACGUUGGAAGAGGACCUGGUGAUGGUGGGUGCUAUAAUUGCGGGAAGCCGGGACAUUUUGCGCGAGAUUGUUGGGCACGGCGCGGAAAACCUUACCAACACAGCCAAGGGGAUCCGGAGUUGGAGGAGAUCAAGGAGUUUCAUCGACAAGCGAGGAAGGAGCGCAUGGGGCAAGAGGAGAUGAAGAGAAUCGAGGAGGAGAAGAGAGUGAAAGCGGAGGAGGACAAUCGUCGUAAUCAGGAUUUCGCACGGAAGAUGGAGGAAUUCAAGUUACAACUACGAGUCGACUUGAAUGAAGAGUGGCGCAAGAAGAAUUUGGAGGCGGAGAAAGCUACAUCAGAUUUUAAGAAGAAGACGGUGGCGCGGAGAAUGAAUCCAGGAUCACGUGCGAAGAAGAGUAACGGGAAAGGGCGAAGGGUGAAGAGGAGACACUACAUAAUCACCAGUGAGGACUCGACUUCGGGCACAUCAUCGGGUACGGCAGAUUCGAGUUCAUCUUCGGGCGAUUCGAACGAUGAAGGGGCUCAUGAGAGGACGUCCAAGGGAAAGGGUAAACGGAACAGUAAAGGGAAGUCGAAGCAGGGGAAGGGGAAUACGAAGUCACCACCUAUCAAGGGUACGCCGAGGAGAUAUGAAACGGGGGAAUGGAAAGGGAAAGGAAGCGGCACGCGGUGCAACAGAGUUGACAUUACAGAAAGAUCCGAGGAUGAAGAAGAACCGAAAACACCGUUGACGGGCGGGUAUAAGGGAUUGUCUGCGGGAUGCUCACAGAAGGGUUUGAUAGAGUACUGCAUCUCCGCUCACAAAAUCUACUCGGCAAAGAAGGCUCAUGCACUUAGGAGGAUCCGCGAACGAAGAGGUAUGAAAUAUACCACGAAGCCGGAGGUGGUAGAACAGCUGGCGAGGCAACAAGUGGAGCUACCAUAUGAGGGUUUCGAGGAAGGGGUUGGCAAGGGGAAGGAGGCGAUGAUGGACAAGCAAGCUGCUACACCAAAGGCGGACGUCAACAAGGAUAAGGCGGUGCAUAUUUCUCAGAAGAGAAGACCCAGGACGCGUUUCACAGAGCUGCCGGAUGAGCUCGUACCUGGAUUCGUGCGGAAUGCUAAGAAUAUCACGAAGCCGGGACACGGAGUACGGAGCGAGGCAGUCUUGCAAGUGAUCCUAGAGGCCACCAAGCAUCUCAAGGGACAAGUAAGCCGACCGGAACUGCUACCGGGAACAUUUCGUUGUGAAGAGCACAGGUCAUUGGCUUGGACAGAUGAGGCAGUAAGAGCUUGGGGGAAGAAGUUCGCCGGACUGGUACUGACCCAGAUUGACAGGAACACCGGGGACACUGUGGUCUUCUGCCCGGUCCUGUACAGACAUGGUUUCAGAAAAUUGUUCACCUGGAAUACGAACUACAUCACUGUGGGGAGGGCGGAGGAUGAGGCGGAACUGAUGAAGAAGUAUAGGGAAGAUUUUCGUGAAUACGAAAUGGAGAGCAUUGGGAAACGGAGGCCGGACGGCAGGCUAGGCACUGCCUACGUUAUCCCCAAGCACAAGGAUCUGGUGAGAUGGAGACCCAUCGCUCCAGCUCCAUCCGAUCCGGCGGCGCUGGCACAGGAAUACAUUGACAAAGGCUGGAGGUAUGUGAAGGUAUCAUUUCGGGGUAAGGCGUGUGUGAUCAGUGAGACUAAGAAAAAGCUGGAUGGUUAUGUCACAAUCAGCCUUCCAGCACUGCUCGAAGCCGUACGUUACGAUUUGCAGCAUUCGUCUAUCAAUUGUGGCGGCAAAUUGAUGCAGCAGGUUUUUGGAAUCCCAAUGGGAAAGUCCACCAGUCCCAUCCUGGCUUCUAUCACGUGUGCCAUGUCAGAGAGGAGGUUACUUAGUACGUUGGGCAACGACAGGAAGCUGGUCGGGGGUUGGAGGAUCAUGGAUGACAUUUCGGUCAUUGUGGGUAGCUCGGACAAAUCCCGUAGCUGCCCUGAGGAUAUUUUUAGAGCUUUUGAGGAGUGCUACGACUCCAACUUGGAGAUUGUUCGUAAAGAUGACUGCGGACUUACCUGGCCUUUCGUGGGAGGGUCUUUUUUCAUCAGGAACAAGCCACUGCAGUUACAUUUCAUCCCAAAUGGCAAGAACACAGACGCGCUGCGUGAGAAGGGGAAGCUGGUUUUCGAGACUAUGCAGGAUUACAGUUCGUGUUCGGACAAAGCAGUGAAGAAAGCAGUGUUGGCGGCAGCUAUCAGAGGGUUGUGGGACCAAACCACGUGUAAGAAGCUGGUACUGGGCGCAAUUGCCUUUGCUAUAUGUGAGGCAAACCUCCGGGGCUAUGCCCCGGAGGUCUCUCUGGGUGCCCUGGCCAAGUUGGCCAAGGCUGCGCGCAACGAGUAUUUGGACAAGAUGCUGGCCAUCUUCAGAUGUGCCGCAGCACUCGCGAGAUAUUAAAAGAGGACAAGAUGUGGCCAGCGCGGCUUCGUCCGCGUGUUUUAGUUGUACUGAAUAUUGCUGUCGGUUGCAUUGACAUUUGAAGACAGGACAAUGAAUAAUUAAUGGAGAAAGGCGAAGCAGGUAAGAUAUAAGCGGAAGGUUCCACAGCGUGGCAUGAACAUCAUGGGUGACGAGAAGUGGUAGGUCCACAUGGCAAUGGAUAGCACAUUUCCGUGGCAAUAAAGUCUAAGAAUUACGCAGUAGGAUUACCAUAUUCAUCGAAGAAUGGAUUGAGUUCUUUCAGUGCGUUCAUAGUGCAUUCACAUUAACGUAUAUAUGAGAAAUGGGAACGAGCAGAGGUGUCACAUUUCGCGCAUUCAAAUUCACCAAUGAUAAGUAAAUGAGUCAAGACAAU
Molecule: messenger RNA, 3025 nt
Organism: Chara braunii
Lineage: Eukaryota; Viridiplantae; Streptophyta; Charophyceae; Charales; Characeae
Source: the annotation of a GenBank genome assembly